UGCGAGGCAGCAGAAGGGCGGCUGAGCAGCCCCACGACGAAGACGACGACGACGAAACGAGAGCAGUGGUGCGCAACGAGCCGCGAGACGAGCCGCCGACGCCGUCGUCUACGAGCAGUGCAGACCCAGUGGUACAGACUAAGAUGCAGGCCAGCGCCGCGACGGCGCUACCGCCCCCGGGCCCCCCGCGCUCGUAGCGGAAGACCAUGUCUCGGUGGUGGAUUUAUUGUGGUGGACUGUUGUGGCUGGCCGCGCUGCUGGUUGUGGCCAACCCCGCUGCUGGCGCCCAAGGUCCCUCGCCAGCGGUCCAGGUCCAGACUUCUUCGCAAGCUAAAAGAGAAGCAGACUACACCCUGGAUGAAUCCUUUUGGAUCGAAGAAAGUCCCGCUGGUGAGGUGGAAAGGCUGCUGCGCGAGUACACGCAGAACCAGGAGAUGGUCAGGAAUAUCGGUUCGCACUACUACCAGAUCAUCUACCCGGUACAAUUGCGGCAGCAUAAAAAAAUGGGCAUCAGUACGAGGGAGAUAGGGUCGUCUAAGAGAGGCCAGAGCGACGGAGGGGGGUACGGCGGUAGGGGACGACAGACCAAGACCGGCAAGCACUUCCAUCGCACUUCGCUUCUCAUUAAAGCCUUUAAUCAUAAGUUCCGUCUGGAUCUCGAGCUCAAUACACAACUUAUAGCACCAAACAUUAUGCAAAAACACUUCCUGGCCAACGGAGCUGAGCAGGUUUCGAAACAGGAUAUCGAACACUGCUACUACCACGGCAAAGUACAAGACUAUCCGGGGGCAACGGCGGCCUUUCACACGUGCAACGGAGUCAGCGGCGUCAUCCACGUGGGCAACGAAACCUUCGUCAUUCACCCCUUCUACGGGGGUGACCUUUCGCAGAAGCACCCUCACGUGAUCUUCGAGGCGCGGACCAAGGCGAACAAGGGGUGUGCGAAUUCGGGCAGCAUGGAGUGGCGACUGAACCCAGCAAAUAUGGGGUUUCUGCCCGGCGGCACGAAGAUGCGAGUACGCAGAGACGUGCGGGAAGCGACCAAGUACAUCGAGACGGCUUUGGUGAUAGACAAGGCGAUGUUCGAAAAAAGAAACGGGAGCACAAGGAUAGACGUGGUUCACGACUCCAUACAAGUGGCGAAUAUUGCGGACUUAUAUUUUAGGACGUUAAAUACGCGUGUGUCGGUUGUGUACAUAGAAACGUGGCAAGGUGGAAACCAGGCCCAAAUAGAUCGUAACUUAGACAUCGGCGACGCACUUUCCAAUUUUAACACAUAUACGACGAGGAAAUUGUUCAACGUGGACAAAGACACGACGCAAUUGUUGACCGGUGAAGUAUUUGUCGGCGGCGAGGCUGGGAUUGCUGUUCCGGCGAUGGUUUGCACUCCGAAAUCGGUGGGAAUCAGCGUGGACAUCAACACCUACGAACCUCACUUGCUAGCAGGUACAAUGGCCCACAUGAUCGGGCACAACAUCGGAAUGGGUCACGACGAUGGCCGAGAAGAGUGUUUUUGUAAAGACUGGCACGGUUGCAUUAUGGCCAAGGCCAUCGUGGGCCUCGACAAUGUGCAGCCAUAUAAAUUCAGCGAGUGCAGCAUGUCGGACUAUAUAGACCGGCUGCGCACGGGCAACGGUAUUUGCCUCAUGAACAAACCCAACGAGCUACAGGAUCGGCGUACCUGCGGCAACAGCAUAGUCGAAGAAGGCGAAGACUGCGAUUGCGGCAGUAUCGAUAACUGUCGCAACAUCGACCCCUGCUGCGACCCCAUCACGUGUAAAUUGACAAAAGAGGCGCAAUGCGCUUCGGGACCCUGUUGCGAGCAUUGUAGACUUAAGGAGCGGGGACACAUUUGCCGAGACGCAACGAACGAAUGCGACCUUCCCGAGCAAUGUUCGGGAGAUUCCGGCGACUGUCCGUCGGAUGUGUUCAAGAAAAAUGGCAGCCCCUGUGGCAAGGACACUGGAUAUUGCUUCAACGGGGUGUGCCCCACUCUAGCACUGCAGUGUGAACAUAUAUGGGGUUACGGUGGUAUCGCUGCCGACCAAGAGUGUUUCGAACAGUUUAAUUCGAAGGGCUCGAUAAACGGCCACUGCGGCAGCGACACCAACGGCAGGUUUUUGAAAUGCUCGCCGGAAAACGUGCGUUGCGGAUCACUGCAGUGUCAACUAGGCAACCGUUACCCGGUCGUCGAUGGCCUCGAUCAACUCUACUCUAGGACCAUAAUUUCCAUUAAAGGGGUAGAAUACGAAUGCAAGACGACGACAACGAGUGGAGAAAAGACUAGUGAUCUUCCCCAUUUGGGGUUAGUACGAGAUGGAACGCCUUGCGGCGAAAAUCUGAUUUGCUUAAAUCAGACGUGCACCAGUAUAUUUCCGCACAUCACGCAGGAAAAAUGCCCGUCCAAUACGAACGUCAUCGAAUGUUCUGGUCACGGGUACUGUACCAAUCAGAACAAGUGCUACUGCGAGACGGGAUUCACGGGGACCGAUUGCUCAAUUCAGGUGGAGGUUACUCCACCACCCCAACCCCUGCCCACUCCGCCGGCCGACAUAUCGGCGACCAACCUUCAGGAACACAUGAAAAAGAAAGAAACCCCCUACGAAGACUAUCACGGGUCCAACACGGUAUUUCUCGUGGGUACUCUCAUGUCGGUGGUAGGGGGGGUGUUCAUAGUAUUUGCAACAAUGGCCCUCUGCUACAGGUCAGUCGUAGUACAUAAAAACUUCUCGCUCUGUCUCAGGAAGACGACAGUGAGUAAAUACGAGAAGGCUUACAAAAAGCCUGUUUCGAAAAACUACAUCCUGACGGCGGGAAACCAUUCCCAAGAGGACAGCUUAGAUGGCGCGGGGGCCACCAAAAUGUUGACCUUGGCCCCGGCGGGUAGCGUGUCAUCGUUUGGCCGAGCGGACUCACAGCGGGUGCUGUUUCGACCGUCCAAUCACAUGGCAGCAGGGGGAUCAUCGCAUUACCAGGAUCAUAAAAUGCAACUUAAAAGGAUUGGAGUGGGUGGGGAGGACGAUCAAGGUCAUUCCGGCGAAGAGGAGACAGUUUCCUUCAUCGAUCUCCAGCACAAUAACCUGAAGUUGCCAGAGAAAAAGGGUAUUUUGAAGAAACACGACUACGGAAUGCUGAUGUCUGAUGGUAAAGAGGCGUGGGCCGAUGGUGCCCAAGCAGAUGAUCUUAUGCGACAAGCAGAAGCCAGCAUGGCCCAGCUGAUGAGCGGUUCUGGUGCGGAAGUUGAACGCACACUGAAAACCCUCAACGGGUACCACGACGAUAUCGUCGAAGCAUUGAGGAAAACGGCCGCCCAAAGGGGAAUACCUACCCCUUCCGGUAGUAGCAGCGCCUUGAGCGAGGAGCUUUUGCGUAGAAGCCUACAGCAGUGCUCUGAUAGUUACUCCGACUAUAAAGGUCGUGGAAGCAAGGAGAACGUCUGCGACCAAGGGCUCCACAAAGUCGUGAUUGAACACGAAGAUGAGGACGACGACGAGGUGCCUCCAUGUUUGCGAAUUCGAAACCUGGAGGACCUUAUCAGACAACUGGAACACCACACUCGCCACAUGAGUCCUAGCGGUUCGGAAGACAUUCGAAUGUCUGAAACAGAAGCUGACAGGCAUUAUCGCCAAGAAUCAUCGUCUGCUUGUAGCGAGAGUUCGCAUCAAUCCCAUCGGGACUCUAGGCUCGUUUACGGAAGAUAUAGGCAACCAUUGGGGCGAAUGUCGUAUCCUCAUCCUCAUCGAGAUCGACAACCCGAGGACGAAGGCAUUUACGAGAGCGCCGAUCACGAGAAAGGUGCCUCUGGAUGUCAGGAUAUGCCUGACAGUGAAAGUGAUGACUUUAUUCAAGCUCAGCAGUUAGCCCGAUGGGCAAGUGAGGACGCCAUGGGCGGUCACGCGGGGGCUUCAGGAGGCGCGGCCGGCGGCGGAGGACCGCCCCCCCGCGAAUACUUCCCAUCGCCGAGCAGCUCGACAAGCGAGGAACCGCCCAGUAUCGCCCGCGCGCCCGCGGCCGGACCGCCCCACCCUCCGCAACCACCGUUGCCGCACCCCGACCACGCGACCAUCCACCGACCCAAGCGCUAUCCCGAAUAUAAACACUGAUAGUGGUCGAAACGAGGGGUCGCGUCCAGGUCGGGUAGUCGACGCCCCGCCCGCCCGCCAGUGGCGGGGGCAUAUUCGCGCGCCCGACCGCCGUUACCGAAGCGUGUCCUUUCGUUGCCGCCCCCCACCGCCGCCGUUAUCGCGGAACGUCAAACGGAUGACGUAGAUAGUGACGUUGACGAGUAUAAAGACGCGAUCUAACCGAUGAUAGCAGUUUUUUAGGGUUUAAUAGGAUUUUAAUUACUUAUUGUUAUUACGUCGAAAUUUUUGCCGACGUGGGCACAUUGUUGAAUUCGUCCGUACGGAUACAGGCGUACCGGACAAAAUUACGGGGACAUUUGAUGGAAUUGACGCAGUCUCUAGCAAUAUUUAGAAGAAACGUAUAAAAAAAUAUAUUUUACCACUUUAGACGACACGUCUUUGACGACAACAGAAAAUGACACAUUUAUUGAACACCCAGUUUUAUAAUAAUGUCGAUUUAUCUAUUCUAAUGGUUUGAAAAUAGUUAGCGAAGGUACAAAGAAGUUAAUUCAAUUUUUAUGCCAAGAAAAACUGCUAUGAAUCCACUUUUCCUAUCAUGGUAUUGUUAUUUACUAUACCAUAUUGAACCUAUAAGUAAAUUCGUACUUUUGAAAGUUUUAAUAACUCAUCAAACGUUACAUUAUUUGCUAAAUUACAAUAAAGUUUAUUAUCUAAAGAAUACAUCAACUACUUUUAACUGAUUGGUAGAAUACUAAAAGAAAUUUGUUCGGACGCGAUAGACUUCUUGCAUUUAUUUUAAAUUUGAAGUAAAACAAUAUAAAUCCUUAUUUAAUGACCAGCUCGAGCCUAGCUGAUAAUUUUUUUGAAAAAAAAAAAAAUUUGGAACCUAAAAGAUCACCAGAAUUCUUCUUGUUACGUAACGAUGCAUUAAGUAUCAACCAAAACUAACCUAAACUCUUUUAUAUAUGUAUUCUAUAGUUGUUCCGUCCAAUCGGAAUUGUUUUGUUUUAUUUUUCCUCUUUAAUUUUUAUAAUUCGGGAAUUUCUAUAUCGAGCAAAUUGAAAUUGGUUUUCAUUUAAUUAAUUGCUACGGUUAUAUUCUCCGCGUAUUUUGGUGACAAUCUCACUGGGUAUAUGGCCAGAAAAAACUCGUAUGUGGCUCCGGAGUCAUACUUCGCUGUGAUCUUGACUAGUAUGACUCAGGUAGAGACCAACGCGUCAAAAUUAAAAUCUUGAGUGCCGUCAAGUACUGCGAAAUUGUGCCAGUCAACAGCCAGAGCUGCAUCAAGGUAGGCCAAGAAAAAAAGAGAUUGUCAUUGUUUCGUCCUAUUACAUCAAUACAUUAUUAUUUGAAUUGCCGCGUUAUUUCUAGCUUCAAUUUUAUAAAAAUUUACAGUCCAUUGCUCUUUCUCGUCCAAUAGUAAUGUCGUCAUUGUUGUUGUAGUAGUCGUAUUGUUCACUUGUUUCAACCAGUUUGAAGUGGUUUUCUUAAUAUUUCAAGCAUUGAAUUAUCACUGACGAAGAAUUUUUAAAGACCAAUCUUAUUCGUCACAUCAAUUUAAUAAAUAUUUAAUGUUUCUAACAAAUUAAGAAAAUUAGUUUCCAGUAACCUAUUGAGAUUACUAGACAACUAUGGCACUAAUAUUUCUUUUUUUAUAACAAAUUGCCAGAAUUAGUUCUCUGCCGAAUGUCUGAAACGUUAAAAUAAUAUUGUUUGCAACAGAAAUCACAUUCAUAAGAAAACAAAGUAAUCAAAACUUUCUAAAUAUGUUCUUCUCUUGUCUCCGAGGAUGAGAAAUUCCCUUUAAGAAUUAAUAAUGUUAGCGACGUUGUCAGAUUCUUUAUUUAUAUUUUUAUUUUGAACGAUUUUAAGUGGUCAAGCUCCGGGAAUGCGUCAACCUCGCGCCAAAACCAAAUCGAAUUCACCGCAAUUUGUCCAGCACAGCUGGUUACAAUUUUAGCGACAUAUUUUUCACACACCAAAAGGCGGUUGCUGCUGCAUCGACAAGCGUAUAUAGCGGUUUAAUUAGAUAGAGAAAACUUUUGUCUAAAACAAAAAGUGCGCAAGUUCUGUUUUCCCAGCGUGUCGAUGGGUUUAACCGCAAGCACACGAGUGUCAACCGAAUUUACCCGAAGAACGUGCUUAACCUAGAAAGACUGAACCAUGGACGCCGACAUAAGCGACUCGAACUAUUAUAUCGUGAACCCCAACCAUUUCCCCGGCCCGAUUUGAAAACCUUGACCACUAUACCCCGCCCCGUUCCCCGUGUUAAGUGUAAUGUGUGCAGUCGGACGAGAAUUUCUUAGAGACUGUUAUACUAGUUGUUGAACUAAAAACAAUUAUUUAUUAAAACAAAUACUAAAUACCUGUCGAACGCCGCCUGUUCCGACUAACGAGCGCGAGAGUGCGUCGCGCGUAGUAGUGACGUAUUGCAAUCGGAUCGAUCCACCUCUCUGAACAGCGAUGACCGCACCAACGUCGACGCCCAGAGUUGGGCGGAGCGACGCGCACUGACGUUCAAGGUACGACCAACGGGCGAUCGGCAGACACGUGUAUCGUUUGUGGUACAUGCAUAAUUCUAAAUUCGUGGUGUGUCAAGUUUGGAUAUGUCGCGAUUAUGCCUUAGUUGUCGGUUGCCUUGCGUCCGAGAUGACGAUUUUAUUGAUUUCUUCAUUCUUUUUUUUUCCGAAUCGCAUCGACGACGAAAGGUAGCCUGCGUCCUAUAUUUACGAAAUCUUUCGGACACGAACGAUUUUUUAUUGUAGAUCGUAAGUUAGACACGUGUUCCAUUCAGAGUUUCAGGAUCGGACGAGCACAGAAAACAAACCCCGUCAUUUUCUACGUUUCAAACAUUCAAUAAUUGUUCCUCUAACUGUUGAUAACUAAACUUAUAACAGUUCAUUCACAAAACAGGUCGUGAAAGAAAUUUGGAGACGCUCACGUACCUGUUUAAGGUACAAAAUGGGAGAUUUGAUUUUUACUUUAGGACUAGCACUCCUAUUUGAAUUAACUUUAGAUAAUUACAAUUAACAAUCGAUUGGAUUAUAAUAAUUACUAAUUAAGUUUUGCGAAAUAUAUAUAAAUAUUUCUUGUACUGAUAAUGAACUAAUUUUGUUCUGACUCUGUACGCCGGCAAGCACAUUAAUGAAUAUUUUUGCAUUUAAAAACCACUAGUAAAUAUUUCUGGUUCCUCAAUCUUUUUCGUGGAUAACUUGGUUUUCUUGAAGCACAGCAAAGUGUCGGUGGCGGACUUUUUUUUUCAAUAACAGUCGUUGACAAAUUCCUUUGCCAAAUUUUACCAGUACAGAAUAAAGGUUUAUUUGGAUUAGUUCUGGUUAGCAAAAAUUUUCAAAAAUUUAUUUUAGUUAAGGGAAUAAAUAUAAAUAAAAGAAAUAUAUAAUAAAGAAAGAAUGCGAGAACCACGUAACAUUUGUUACCAAUAUUAAAACGUUUUGAUUUUGAAAAUCAGGAUUCUAAACAGCAAAACAGUCCUUUUUAUGUAUUCAGGAAGAGCCAUUUCUUUGCCCUGUCGUUUACCACAUCUAUCAACAAAUUUCUAGGACAUCUUUCUCAUGCUCUCCGAUCCUGGAUUUAGUGAUACAUUACAAAGUUUUAUCAGUUUUCGCAAACACGUUAAAGCAGUUGUAAGGGUCCCAAAAUUAUUGUAGUGUAUCGACACUCGGUGGCAUUGAAGACAUUAAAUUGUGCAGAAAAUGUCGAUUUGAAUUGACUUCAGGUCCCAAUUAGUUAAUAAAAUUACAAUAUAAAGGCGCAAUUUUACUACAAAAGUAACCGGUGAAAAAUGUUUUUAGUGCUUGGAACUUUAAAUAGCAUUAAAUGAUUGUAAUAUUGCAAAUGCGAUUAUUUCACAAUCAUUAAAUAGGACAAUCAUUACCUGUUUAACUUGAUUUUGCCGAGAAAAAUGCAAAAGUCUGAGAGGAAUAGCCGAAGGAAAAUCUCACGGAUAUCCUAAAUGCCUCGAACUCGUCCAUUUUUGGAACUUUUUUGUUAUCAACUUAAUUAAAAUUAAGUCACUGUGUAGAUAAUUUAUUUUAUUGUCCCGCGCAAUGCAUCAAGCUGGUUACAUUUGUCAGUCAGUGCCACUGACGGGUCGUUUUUACAAACCAUUUAGUUAGUUAUUGAUUUUACCAUAUUUUAUAUGAAAAGAUCAAAAAUUUUACGCAUCGUUUUUGCUUUACAAUAUUUAUCUAGUUUGACACUAAAAUGCGUUUGUUUAGAUUUAUUUAUCGGUUCCACAUAGCCUUGCCCUGUAACGGGGUUACUGAUUAAAUAUUUAACCCCGUUCGCAACACGGUAUGUCAACAAACCGACACUUGGUCCAUCUAAUUUACCAACGGCCAAUUACAAUCAACGCAAGGCCUACUACGCACUUGUUUCGGUGAAGGAUGUAUAGAUACUUAUUCAAAGGUUGGCGAUGAGACGAACAUUUUAUCCGCAACGCAAUGUUGACCAUAUUUUCUUGCCUUGCCUUCGGUUUGGGCUGCAACUCAUACUAAUCUUGCCGCCGUUCUUUUCACCCUCUGUUACGCUAUAAUACAUAUCAAUAAAGGAUGAUUUGAGAGAUUAAUGACACACAAACGCUUAUAAACGGAUCAAGACGAUCCACGAUCCAUUUACUAAAUAUAGUCUACUAUAGAUUAUGGGAAUUGUAGAAGCAACCAAAGCAGAAAUUCGUUCUACCCAAAUCUUACAGAGAUUGCGGGAAAGUGGCGGAAUCAAAUCCAGAAUCCUGUUCUCGCACGUGCUUACUCAAUUAUUCUAGAUAGCAGCUAAGGAAUUUCUCCUAAAUUGCGUUUGUUGAUACAAUAUAGCUUCGCCUAGUGGAGAUCUAAACCUGCAUCGGUUGUAAUCUCAAAUUAAUAAAUAUUUAAAUAGUGGUGUGUGCAUUCUAUUCUCACUUUUAGUUUAAGUACGCCAAUAAUUUAUUCAUUCUAAAUUAUCCUAAGACGUUUUUUUCGUUAGAAACAUGUAUAUAAAGGUAUAUACAGGGUACACUGUGUAAAAAACUUUAGCUGAUCGUGUGAUUCGUUUCGGUUUUCGUCAAAAAGUAAACAAGUAGUUUCCAAUGGCCAAAACUUUUUCUGUAUAGUUUUCGUACCGCAAAAUAAUUAUUAAUAUUUAAUAUUAACUUACGCCGUUUUGAUUAGUUGGGGUACACUUAUGUUGACUUAGACUAGAAAAUAAGUUUUAGAUAUACGUAUACCUACGCCUAACUGACUGUUAUGUUUUAAAACGCUGCGCCAUUCCGAAAAAUUCAGGAACCCUUCGGCGUGAUGAAAAAAGACAACAUAUAACGGCAAGCGGUUUCUGAUUUUCAUCGCAUGGAUACUAUGUGUGUAGGGUAAUGAAAAUAUGUCUCAUUAUACUAUCAAUGUUAGGUAUAAUUGUUGUAUGUAAUAUCGUUCUAGCUUUUUGCAACGUUUUUCUAUCUUGGUUGUCAGAUUCUGUCUUUUGAAAGCAUGCUUUUCCCAAUUAUGCACGAAGAAGCGUUAAAUGACAACAAUGAAACCGAUUUGACAGAUUUGAAACUGGAAACCCAAAUACAAUACUUAAUAAUCUUGAACAUUCUUAUACGCAGUGAUAACGAACUUAUAAUGUAUAACCUCUGAAGGGGAAACUCGGCGCAAGAUUAAAUAAAGAAAAAUAUACAUAUUUUUAAUUAUUCUCAAACCUACAUCUUCGGAUUAGCCAUUACAUAAUUGCCUUUCUUUUUUUCAUAAUUGAACCUAUCAAAAGCAACCGAAAUAGACACAUUUUUUCAACCAGUUUUCACUUAUAUAGUUGAUGCAAUUUAAGCGUUCAUAGCGAUGAAAUAAGCAAUUUGUGUACCAAAUGUAGAAGCAGCGCUGCCUAAAACGCUUCAAAAGUAUGCGACCAUCAUCCAAGCCACGUAAAAAUGAGAGAGUUUAUAGUCAUUCUUAAUGGCUAAUUUAAUCAAAGUAAAUUAUGCAAAAAUUUCAAUCCAACACCCGUUCAUUUAGAUAAAACUGGAACGCCCGUUCAAAAGCAGAAUCUGCAACAUAGCGAUUUUCUUGUGAAUUAUUUCGUUUCUGCAAGCAAUAGGUUAAUAUGGGCUUUACGAACUCGGCCGAAGGCAGAGCCAAAAACUUUAUACCGAGAUGUAGUCUCAUCGCAACUGAAGACAAUUCUAAAUGCUCAGUAGCAAAAAGUCUGCAAGAGAAAUUAUAACGUAUAGUAAAGUACGUGUAGCGUGCAAGUGUAUAUAGAAAGAAUGUAUGAAAACAAAAUAUAAUAUACAGGUUAACAAAAUAGAUUAACAAUAUGUUUCAGUAAGUUUACUUGGAGUGUUAUUUCACGAGAAUUAUGUAAAAACUUAAACAACAAACAAACUGCUUUCGAGGUAGGCUUAUUGAUUUACUUAUUGUUGAUGCGAUGUUCGAUCUUAUCACUACUGGCGAGUAAAAAUCGGAAGUCUUUUGAGACCUAGACGGUUUCUCCUGUCUCCUAACGCUUUGAGCUCGUCACAAAACGAAAAUAGUUACAGGCAUGAGUAUAAUUUAUUAGGGUGACAACACUACAAUGCAUUAUUAAUAUUAAAUUUCAGAUUCACUUGGACGCCAGUCUGGCCACAGACUUCGUAUUUAGUUUUCUUGAAAGAUCUAUGAAAAUUGUUGACUGUUAGCAAUCAAAAUGAUUAUACUUACAGUGUUUGUUGCAGUGACAAUCCUUUAUCAUCCCUGGAAUGACUCCAUUUUUGAUAAUUUUUAUUUAAUCUAUAUCAACCGACAAAGACAAGAAAAAUGAAAAAUCGUUGUUUUUUUAUAACAGUCAAUGCCGGAUUUGCAAUGUAUUUUUCGGAUUUGUGCGUUGAAAUUGACAUUGAGUUGUUGUGACUAUAAACUUUUGCAAGAUGCUGCAAAGAUAUAAUCAGCAAUCCCAAUUAACAAUUUCGAAUAUCUUGAAUUUUUUGGUUAGUUUUCGAAAAAUUCGAAAAAUAUCAAGCUGAAAAUUAAAAAUGGAAUCGUUCGCAAAUUGAUAAUCUAAUUAAACGAUCUUCAAAUGCAACACAACUUGGCCAUACAACAAUCAUAAAUAUCACUGUAUACGUUUAGGUUAAGGAUCAUUACUAAAAUAUAAAUAAUAAAAGAAAUACGUUAUUUAAAACCAGCGGGACGUCAUUCCAGAAAGGAAAUACGCUAACUGUAUGAGGUCGACUAGAAGCCUAAGACUGCCAAAUGUGCUUCUGUUGACUUUGACACCGAGAUUGGUAAUGUUUUAAAAUUAUUUUCCAUUUCUGCCAUAGACCACUAAAUUUUAAAGCCUAGAAUUUUACCGUUAACUUUAUUUUGGAUGUAUUCAGUAUUAUUCUUUUGAAAUUACGGAGCUUUUGUUAUAAUAUAUUAAAAAAAUUGAAAAAAACAUCUUUACAUGUAAUUGAUCUUAAAUUAACCUAAUUAUAUACAAUUACAAAAGUUUUGAUAAAUUAAAAAACUAAUUUGAUUAAACUAGAGAAGUUCUAGCCUCAAAUAAAGGUGAAAAUACGUAUAGGUGUAGUUUUUAGCAUUCCAAUACUUACGGGAUGGGACUACAUAUUAGAUACGCUUUGGGUUGUUGAUUUUUUGAACCCAUGAAAUGAAAAAAGUGUCUUGUUUAAAGAUUAAUUGUUGCUGUAUGGGUGAUAAUUGAAAAUCUUAAAAUUAAUUUCGAACAUAUUUGUUUCCAGAUAAAGCCAGGCCAAUUUACUAGCUGCUGCAGUCAGUAGAAUAAUAACAAAUCAUUUCAAUUAUAAUAAGAAAUAUGCUGAAAAAUGCGCAUUAAGUCUGUAUCUGCUAAUUAUAAAAAUUAAUGUGCUUCUCUAUAACCACUCCUGAAUUAAACCAUUGAAAGCGAGCUCAUUAAAGGUAAUGGGGUGAAUAGUAUUACUAAUAAGAAAACUACGAUUUCAACAAAGGUAAAUCAAUAGCUGCCGACAGAGCAAGCAAUAAUUCCCUUUGAUGAUUUGCUUCAUUGAACACAGUUUGUUGCGAAUCGCUCGGUUACGUAGAAACAUUUAAUGUCAAUUACCAAUAUUAUAAAUUAAAUACUACGUUCUGUCCAAUUGUUUAAAAAAUGGCCCAGCGUACAAACACGAAUGGCUUAAGUUGUGCAUGAGGAAAUGAUUUUAAAAGUCUUAUUUUAAAGCCGUGGAUACUCGUCAUAGCACUGUUAUAGAUAAAUAAUUCAUGUGAUAACGUCUGGUAGCGUGUAGCUUAUAUAUUUAAAUUAUUGGCCUUAAAACGGACUUUUAAAAUAAUUUCUUGAUUUGUAACUUGAUCUGGUUCUGUUGCGAUUUUGAACGUCUCGAAGUGAAAUGCGUAUUCUGUUUCAAUUGAGAAAGAUUUCUUUUUAAAGUUGAUGAAAACAUGAUUCCAUUUACCACUAUUGGAUAUGAAAUAACACAAAAUCCAGCUGAAAGCAAAUGAAAAACAACUAAGCGAAAAUAAAAUUCAAUUUUUUUCAUUGAAAACCAAUUUGCAAAAUAUAUAUUUUUUUAAAUUAGUGAUUCAGCGAGAGGUUUCUUCCAAAACCAGAGAACUAAGCUUAGGGGUUUCCAUUUAAUUACUUCACACUUUUUAAUAUUGCCUGAACCGAAUGAGACAUGAUUUUAAGGGCCUGCUCAUAUAUUGCGUCACACUGUAUACUCUUCAAAAGUGGUUUUACUUUGAAGUUUGAAAUUAAGAAAUUGUUAAAUUAAAACACACAAAUUAUAUCAAACAUCAAUUCAUCAAUAACUCAAAUAUUUGAAAAAAUGGUUAGAAGAAAACAAAUGGAACAGGGCAGAAAUCUGGGCUAGCCCAAAAAUUCCUUCAUUAUUCCUCGAAAGAUGGCAGCACCGUUUAAAUUUACCUUGUGUAUUUUGAAAUCUGAGCAUGAACAAAUCCCCAAAUUGUAGUUACAAACUUAGUGUUUUGUCAAUCAAUAACAUUAAUAACGUUUUAAAGCUUAAAGUUUACAUCUCAAAAUUUGAUAAACUCCUCUAUUCUUAUUAAAUGACGUAAUUUGUGGGUCACAUCCAAGUUUGCGACUGUAAAAGUUGCAGUCAAAUGACGUGUUUUAGAGCUGCAUACUAAUUUAAAAAAAUAAAGUAAAAUAAACUUCGGGAUGUUUUUUUUGGAAUCUCCAAAUCAAUAGGAUUCAAUGACCGAUAAUGUUUGUCCAGUUAAUUCAAUUUGUCAGGUUGAUAAACCCCCGUGUAGUUUAAGAAACUAAAGGGUGUCGAUUUUUACGAUUUUAACGGAGAAACAAAACGUUUGGAAAAUUGCUUAGGCGGUUCUCUCCCCCUCUCCGCAACCGAUUUGUUUUCGAUAAGUAGCGCCCCCUUCGAAGCAAACAAGGGAUGAAAUAAACGAUUAAAGUUUGCUCAUUGUUGCUAUUAUUUUGUUAAGAGACGGCGCUGUGCCCUUUUCAGAUCUGACGGCAUUUUUGUAAAAUUUAGCUUUAGGUAAAUCUUAUGAAAAAAAAAUCACAUAAUGUAUUUGUGCGCCGGCGUCCUGUGGGGGCACAGCAGCGCUGGUAAAGUUAAUACGAAACGAUUGUUUGCAACGUUUUUUGUUUAAAAAAACAACUGAAAAGUCAGAUGGAUGUAAAUAUAGUGUUAUGAUGAUAUUAC
Cylas formicarius (sweet potato weevil) is the source of this 13716-nucleotide messenger RNA. It is a transcript of the gene mmd, whose product is annotated as disintegrin and metalloproteinase domain-containing protein 11. Gene Ontology annotation, molecular function: metalloendopeptidase activity. Gene Ontology annotation, biological process: membrane protein ectodomain proteolysis. NCBI's taxonomy places the organism in Eukaryota, Metazoa, Arthropoda, Insecta, Coleoptera, Brentidae. The transcript is spliced from 24 exons. The record is from RefSeq and is a predicted model, not a curated record. Bases 207 to 4103 code for a protein of 1298 amino acids.